Zasmidium cellare ATCC 36951 is the source of this 2775-nucleotide messenger RNA. RefSeq lists its product as uncharacterized. NCBI's taxonomy places the organism in Eukaryota, Fungi, Ascomycota, Dothideomycetes, Mycosphaerellales, Mycosphaerellaceae. The transcript has 3 exons. The record is from RefSeq and is a predicted model, not a curated record. The coding region runs from base 1 to 2775 and encodes 924 amino acids.
AUGGCCGACACCUUCGACUCCUCUGAUGUGGAGUACGAGGCACCUGUGCCCAAGCUGAACAAGAGCGCCGGCCAAGCCUCUAUUGCUCGCCUUGUACAAGACGGCGAAAACGAUCGCCUUACUUCAAAGAAGACCGUCAAACAGCUCACUUUUGGCUCUGGAGCGAAGACAACUCGGUACCAGCAAGCUCUCUGGGUCAACCGCUUCGAGGUCUUUCGCGAGCACACAUUAAAGCAAGCACUUGACAAGCCCUUUAAGGCGGAUGACUUGAUCCGCUUCCUUGACACCAUUCUCAGUAAGAAGAAACUCAAGCUUCGCCGUGGGAAACCCGCACCAAACGAUGAUCUUGCCUGGGACGCCGCCAAGAUUAUCAUCUCCUAUGGUUCCUUCCGUUGGGCAGAAGAAGAGGGCUUCAAAUUCAAAGAGCAGCAUCGCCUUCGGCUCAAGACCUUUGUCGACGAUUGCGUUCGAAGCGGCCGACUCACAGCCGGCAAUUGGUAUAAGAGGACAUGGAUCGGGUUCGUCACGUUGUCACGCAUGGUCCGGAUGUUUCUCGCCGAGGCCUCAGACAAAGGUACUGCCAGUUGGGAUCUCACGAUCUCGAGAUGCCUAAGUAUCGUCAUAGUCGGAGCACUUGGUUGCCGUGCCGGCGACGUGGCGAUAUCGAGAGGUUACGAUGGCAACGAGUACCUACAAUACCAGCACAUUGAGCUCUUCCUCGAGGAGAACGACCAGUCGAGUCCCACCCAGCCAGCGAAAUUGGACGACGUCCGAGCUGUGAUCACUCUACAGUACACCAAGGGAAUGAAGAACCGAGCGGAGAACUCACCUGUCAAGUUCCUCAGCCCGCUCCUUGAUCCGAGCUGCUAUCACGUCUGCCCAAUUACUCUGCUACUCAUACAUGCUCUCCGUCACGGUAUGUUCGAAGGUGGUCAAUUCCGAUCUAUCCAGCAAGUCCUGGAUCAUGCAGCCCAGCGACCCGACCGGAAGAUUGCUUGGAAGUAUCCGACACGGCCUCUUCUGCCUAUGUUCCUCAAUGGUCCUCUCCGGUGCAACUUGGACAUGCCUGCGCCGACGAACCAACUCCUUACGACCAUCAAGAGUAUGGGUCAGGUUUCUGGCAUGCUCGAUCGCGCGUAUACUCACGGGCUUCGUCUGGGUGCUUCUCGCGAUCUUGCGCACUUUGAGUCGAAGAAGUCUGCCGAGCUCCUAGGUGCGGGAGUUGCACACGACGAGAUCAGACGAUCCCUCGGCCAUAAUUCAACGACCACGGCAAAAGGCACAACUGAUCGCUACAUUGGUGACACCGGCGCAGACUUUUAUCAAGCACGCGCUAGCGCAAAGCCUGGAGUGGCUGGGAGUGUUCGGCGCGGUCGUUUGGACAAGCUUCGCGAUAACGUUAUGCAAGAACCCACACGCUCCCGUCAGCAGGCGUCUGUUGCCUCUGAGCCGUCACCUCUCCCUCAACAGAUGAGAAGAACCGGCAAGACCCUGGCACGUGCUCCACUGGUCGAUCUGUCUUCCAAUACGCCCGUCAAGCGGAAGACUUUGGACGACGUCCAAGAUGCGCCCAGUGCCAACGGCGAGGACAUUUCCAUUGACCCCGUCUUGCUCGCCUAUGAUCAGCGCUCACUCAAUGUCAGCGACGCUCAGCAAAUGAGUGAUGAGGUCCCCCAAGACGUCCAGGCACUCUGCAGCAUCGUCUUUCCCGAGGGUGGCGAUACGAUUGAAGCCACUACUGAAGCUCCUCCGAUGGUCGAUGUCGCCGACCUCGAGCUGCAAGACGAGGUUGCACGCUGCCUUGCUGGCGAUGAUCUGUCACCCACAAAGAACUCUGGUGUUGCCUUUGUGGACGCCUAUUCUUGCAUCAACGUCGUCAGCAAUAUGCAUUUCGCGCAGACGUGGAGCAAGUAUGAACCAGGCAGCGAGGGCUCCUUCCAGCAGACGAUUGGAAUGCAUAGCACUCGCGGCCAUAGCAAGGACGAUCCGACGCCUUUCCAAUAUCGAUGCCGUGUCUCCCCGGAAUGCGAUCAUAUGGAGCUACUGCUGCACAAACUGGAGAGACAUGAAGCACGCUGUACCAAAGAGACGUCGAGUGCUAUGAACGAUGCCCUCGCCAUCGCUGCUGCCAACCAGAGCAAGCUCGAAGCAGGUACCCUCAGCAACGACCGGCGCUGCUCCCAACCCGAUUGCUCGUACGUCGUUAUUGGCAAACCUGACGACCAGGUAAAGGCUGCCAUGAAGAAGCAUGUCUACAAUGUUCACGAUUGGGAGCCCAAACCAUGCGAGCACGGCUGUGAACCAGAAAAGACGUAUGCAUCUCGAUCCUCGUACACUGCGCACAAGUCGAAUAGCUACAGUGGCCGGUGGCCCACGCAUUGUUCGUUCCCAGGCUGCACAGAGACGAAGACAUUCAACGGCCCUGCCACCCUUGGAGAUCAUCUUUCUCGCAAGCAUGGCCUUGCUAGUGCAGAUGAGCGAAAGCCGUAUUAUCCGGCGGCAGCCUCUGGCAAACCAUCUGGCAGGUUUGCGGCACAGAGCUGCAUUGUCACCGGAUGCGAGAGCGAGCAGACAUUCAAGGCUGUGAAGUCACUCCAGGCGCACUUGGUCUCCGCUCACUCGAUGGAGGAGACUGCUGCUACGACGCUGAUUCAUCAGAAUGCGCGGUAUGAAUCAGCUGCCUCUAGUGGUAAAGGACCCAGUUCGCGACAGGUCAUGAAGGCUUUGGAGUCACAGGCACCGCAGCCACCGGCUGCAAAGAAGAGAAAGACUUGA